AUGUCGUGGCCGUACCACUUCGUUUCUCUCUCCGAAAUCGACCAGGUGCACCGCAGGGACCUGCUUGAUCUUCGAGGGUAUUACGCACAAUGGUCAGCUAUUAUCGUCAUAGUCGCCAUCCGAAUCCUUCGCUUUGCUACAAGAUCAAGUGUCAAGCACGGUGGCCCGGUUUCUGGGAAGAACCGACAGUAUCUUGUCUGCGGGCUCUGGCUACUAUGGCUUUUAGGCCUUUCGAUAUGGAACAGUGGUGAUGACUACCUCCAUUUGACCAAAGCAUUGGGCCGGGUUGGACUCUCCCAAUUGCCACUACAGGUUCUGAUGUCGCCGGCGAACAUCUCUCAACCAGCAGCCUCAUCUGUACUGUCUGUUCUGACUGGUAUCUCUCAGCGAGCGCUGACACCGUACCACCGUCUCUUUGGUCGGGCGAUCGUCUCUCUUCUUCUAGCUCAUGCCGCGCUGUAUACGCUGUUCUUCGUGCAAUCCAGUCACCCUGAAUUUGGUAUAUUGCUCUUCAAGCGAGUUCAGGAUUUGGAUGUCCAAUGUGGCCUGGUCGCGAUCUUCACGGCUGUGCUGCUCGUUCUCUUCGUGCGCCCUGCUUCCCAGAAUGGACUCCAGUCUCUGCUUCUGCAGGGUACCAUUCAAGAACGCAGAAAGAUGUUUUACUUUGGUCACGUAUCUUUGGUGAUAUUGUUGUGUGUUGCGGCAUACUCUCAUGUGAAGCAGGCGCAGAAGUACAUUCUGCAGACUUUGGCAGCUUCUGUGCUUAAUUGGGUAUGCUCUCGGCUGCUAUGUUAG
This is a messenger RNA of Penicillium coprophilum, 795 nucleotides long. RefSeq names its product ferric reductase-like transmembrane domain-containing protein. The coding region runs from base 1 to 795 and encodes 264 amino acids. Lineage: Eukaryota; Fungi; Ascomycota; Eurotiomycetes; Eurotiales; Aspergillaceae. Gene Ontology annotation, molecular function: ferric-chelate reductase activity. Gene Ontology annotation, biological process: iron ion transport; copper ion import; intracellular iron ion homeostasis. The transcript has 2 exons. Gene Ontology annotation, cellular component: plasma membrane. The record is from RefSeq and is a predicted model, not a curated record.